Chrysochloris asiatica (Cape golden mole) is the source of this 618-nucleotide messenger RNA. RefSeq names its product survival of motor neuron protein-like. The transcript has 3 exons. The coding region runs from base 1 to 618 and encodes 205 amino acids. NCBI's taxonomy places the organism in Eukaryota, Metazoa, Chordata, Mammalia, Afrosoricida, Chrysochloridae. Gene Ontology annotation, biological process: regulation of alternative mRNA splicing, via spliceosome; mRNA processing. The record is from RefSeq and is a predicted model, not a curated record. Gene Ontology annotation, molecular function: RNA binding. Gene Ontology annotation, cellular component: precatalytic spliceosome; nucleus; cytoplasm.
AUGAUGUCCCCUGACUAUAGUCCUGAACCCCCAGUCCCAGAAACUCAUUCUUCCGAGAAUACCACAACUCCAUUGAAACAGUGGAAAGUUGGUGAUAAAUGUUCUGCCAUUUGGUCAGAAGAUGGCUUCAUUUACCCAGUGAUCAUUGCUUCACUUGAUGUUAAGAGAGAAACUUGUGUUGUGGUUUACACUGCUUAUGGAAAUAGAGAGGAGAAAAAUUUGUGUGAUCUACUUUUACCAGCCUUUGGAGCAGUUAAUAAUGUAGAGCAGAAUACUCAGGAGAAUGCUCAAGAAAAUGAAAAUGAAAGUCAAAUUUCAACAAAUGAAAGUGAGAACUCCUCCAGGUCUCCUGGAAAUAAAGCAAAUCACAUCAAGUGUAAAGCUACUUCCUGGGACUCUUUUCAACCUCCACCAUCUCCAGUGCCUGGAUCUUCCUCUGGACCACCUAUAAUCUCCCCUCCCUUCCCACCUCCCAUAUGUCCAGAUUCUCUUGAGGCCACUGAUGCUCUGGGAAGUGUGUUAAUCUCUUGGUACAUGCAUGGCUAUCAUACUGGUUACUAUAUGGAUUUCAGACAAAAUCAAAAGAAGGAAACUGUUCCAAUUUCAAUUAAGAAGUAA